AUGGCCGGCUUCGGCGCCCUGCCGGCUGACUUUCGCGACAAGUACCACGACACCGUGAGCAUAGGCUCGGCCAUCCAAAUCACCAACUGGGCGAUGCCGCCUUGGAACGACACCGACAACACCCCCUACACCGGCAUACUUUGGGGUCUGGGCGACCGCGGCUGGAACAACGAGGGCACCGUCAACCACCAGCCGCGCGUGCACCGCUUCGCCCUGACCCUGGCGCCCGAUUACCCAACCCCGCGGGAAAGGAUCAGGCUCGAGUACCUCGACACCAUCCUCCUCCGCGACCCCCAGGGCAACCCGACCACGGGGUUGGACCCGGACGACUGGGGCGGCGUCGAGUUCCCUUACUUCCCGCUCCUGCCCUCGGCCACCUACCUCGGCGACGGCUGGGGCGGCGGCGACCAGAACGAAAUCACGACGCGCGUCGCCAUCGACCCGGAGUCUCUGCACGUGGACGAGGCCGCGGGGAUCCUGACCAUCGGAGACGAGUACGGGCCCAUGAUCUACACCUUCUCCAUGUCGGGGCGCAUGAUAUCCGCGACGGCGCCGCCGGGGGCGUUCCUGCCGUACCGCGGGUCCAACGCGACGCACAUGGAGCCCAGCUUCUCGUCCGACGACCCGCGCAUCGGCGACCCGGGCCGGUGGCCCAUCACGGCGGAGCCGGCGUCGGGCCGGCCCAACAACCGCGGCUUCGAGGCGCUGGCCGUCAGCCCCGCGGGAGACGGCAUGUUUGCGCUGAUGCAGGCGCCGCUGAUGCAGGAGGGCAUGUACCAGCCGGACGAGCACCGGGUGGCGCGGCUGCUGUACUACAGGCGCGAGGCGCGGGCCGGCGGCGAGCUCAGCCACACGCUCGAGGCCGAGUACCUGGUGCCGAUGCCGCGGUGGAGCAAGACGGGCGAGGCGGAGACGCUGCCGACGUACACGGACAUGGUCUGGCUGUCGAGGUGGCAGGUGCUGGUGCUGGCGCGGUCCAUGGGCCAGGGCCGCGGGGGCGCGGCGGGCGCGCACAGCUCGUACCGCCAGGUGGACGUGGUGGACCUGCGCACGGCGGAGAACGUGCUGGGCGCCAAGGACGCGCGGUACGAGCAGACGCUGGACCCCGAGGACGGCGCGCCCAACGCCUGGGCGCGCAUCAAGCCGGCGCUGCACUGCGGCUUCCUCGACAUCAACGACGGCAUCGACCUGUACGAGUACGGCCUGCACAGCUCCGGCGAGGACGACGUCGACCUGAUGAGCGAGAAGUGGGAGGGCAUCACCCUCGCCAACACGGGCACCCCGAGGGAGUGGUUCCUGUUUGCCGCCUCCGACAACGACUAUGCGACCCAGAACGGCUUUGUCAAAGGUGGCCUCGUCACAUAUAAAGAUCCGAGGAAGAUUUCGAUCGACACCCAUAUUCUGGCCUUUAGGAUGCGUCUGCCGUUGGGGAUGCCCUAUUGA
This is a messenger RNA of Pyricularia oryzae 70-15, 1443 nucleotides long. RefSeq lists its product as uncharacterized. The record is from RefSeq and is a predicted model, not a curated record. Lineage: Eukaryota; Fungi; Ascomycota; Sordariomycetes; Magnaporthales; Pyriculariaceae. The transcript is spliced from 2 exons. Bases 1 to 1443 code for a protein of 480 amino acids.